UUCAGCCAAUCAACGACGGGGAGGCGAUGACGUAUACGGAAGUAGUUUUUGUUUUCGGUUAGCGAAGAAGACCUCGAAAACUGAACAUUUGUUUAUUAAAUGUUGUAUAUUAUUAAACAUUGAAAACGUGCUAUUUGCUUAUAAGAACCUUAAGCACUUGUAUAAGGUCACAAUCCUGAAUCGAUUUGUUGAAUGCAGUCGUCUGAAGCCAGCUCUCUACAGUCUUGAGGAUGGAGCUGUCAACUGACGUGGCUGUGGUUGAGAACAUUGCAAAACUGCCAUCAGAAGUGUUUGAAGAAACAUGUCAUGAGAUCCUGCUUCAUCUUGAAGGAAAAUGCAGUGCAGUAGAUGUGGUUGAAAAUUACCAGAAAUGUCAAAAAGCUGGGAUACAACUUGACUGUAAAGCUGUUCAGGAUAUUAUUAGGCUGCUGUCAUUUCAUUUUAGGUCUGCCGCGAAGACUAACCUCACUGCAGAUGGUCUGGUUGCUAAAUUAGGAGAGUGUAAUAUGAAAUGGUCCAAAUCUGCUUUACAAGUCGUGCACCAGCUGUGGACAGAUCAUGGCUCUCUUGUACAAGCACACCAGGAGUUGCAGGCUGUGGCCAGCAUUGGUCAGCUGGUAGACAUCCAGUGGAAGCUGGGGAUGGCAGUAAGCUCCGACACAUGUCGCUCGCUCAACUCCCCGUACAUCUCUGUCCUGAUGAAAAUCGCAGACACAUCUGGAGAGAUUUCCUACAAGUCUUUUGAGAUGACAGUUCUUCAGUUCCAGAAUUUCUACAGACAAUUCAAAGAAAUUGCUUCUGUUUUGGAAACUGUGUAAAAGUUCAGCUUUAAUUGUUCUAUUGCUCUCUGUAGCCUUUCACUAUUUACUGACUGUUUACACCUCUUUUGAUAUGUCUUUGUGCUCUGUAACUAACCCAUAGUGGGGUUUUUAACAGUGCUCUAUUUGCAUUUUGUAUGUGCAUUCCAAAAUAAUUUGUUAUAAACACUGAAUAAAGCUUGAAUAAAGAUAA
Messenger RNA from Silurus meridionalis, 1011 nucleotides. It is a transcript of the gene commd6, whose product is annotated as COMM domain containing 6. Gene Ontology annotation, molecular function: NF-kappaB binding. Bases 231 to 818 code for a protein of 195 amino acids. Lineage: Eukaryota; Metazoa; Chordata; Actinopteri; Siluriformes; Siluridae. The record is from RefSeq and is a predicted model, not a curated record. The transcript is spliced from 7 exons.